This is a messenger RNA of Sinocyclocheilus anshuiensis, 746 nucleotides long. RefSeq names its product proteasome assembly chaperone 4-like. Gene Ontology annotation, biological process: proteasome assembly. The transcript is spliced from 3 exons. NCBI's taxonomy places the organism in Eukaryota, Metazoa, Chordata, Actinopteri, Cypriniformes, Cyprinidae. Bases 95 to 469 code for a protein of 124 amino acids. The record is from RefSeq and is a predicted model, not a curated record.
CUCUCAGCGAGCGGAAGUGAGGAAGAGAUGCGUGUGUUUACUUUCAUUAUGAGGUUUCUGCGUUCACUGAGCGUUGUGUGAAGUUUUUAUCCGGAUGGAGACUGUGCUGAACGGUGACUGCGUGGAGCCCAUCGCGGUCCAUGAUUUCUCGGAGAAGAUUCUGGAGCAGCUCGUUCAUUUCCAUGUGAUGAAGCUUAGCGGCGGGUUUUUCCUCUGGAUCGGCUCUAGCCCGGUUCUGUCCAACCUGGCCCUGGCCGUCAACAGUAAAUAUGAUUCAAUGCCUCUGUCCGCUCUGGUUCUGGGUGACACGUCAGACACGACACCAAGCUCUCUUGCACAGAGACUCACAAAGAAGACAAAGAAACAGGUAUUUGUAAGUUACAAUUUACCCAUGACGGACUCAAAUCUAGCACUGCUGGUGGAGAACAGAAUCAAAAAGGAGAUGGAGAUUCAUCCUGACAAGUUUUAAACAUUUGUUGUUUUACCUGGCGGCGCUUUGUUUGCUUUUUUUGUACAUAGCUCAAUAAAUCUAAAGCAAAAAUAUUCAGCUGUAACAUUAUUAUUUUGUGUGGUAUGUAUCUAGUUAUGAGCCAAAUUUAUGAAGGUUUUAGCAAAGACAAACUGGACUGGUCAUUUCUUUUUAAAUCCAAUUAUUUCAGGUUUUGUAAACGCUGGAAAUAUGAGGGGGGUUUUAAACAUUCAAUUUCCAGACCUUGAAAAGUCAUGGGAAGCAAUUAUUACAAUCC